UCAGAAACACAUGUGCAUCUAGAAAUGUAAACAAAACGAGUCGCAACGUGUUUUGCGGUGAUUUUAUGUGAGAAAUCAGUAAAUUUGUUCGAUUUAGAGAAGCGAAAGCAUGGAUAAAAGAAAAUUACGGCAGGAGGUACAAACACUCCGUUCGCUGGUGAAGAAGACGCGCAUCAGUAUCGUACGAAAACUGCUAAGAGAUCGCAAACAGUGGUCCAGCCGGCUGACCGGGGGAAGCUUAAACGCACGUGCGAAAAAGAAACUUGAAUCAGUGGUUGCUAUUGCGGACCACAUUCGGUCAGUGAAAACGAGCCAGCUGGUGAAAGAUAUUCUACGAUACACUCCGUCCGCCAAAGGAGCACCAGUUGACCCGGGAUCCAUCGCUGACCGUGCCGUUUUGCGAUUUCGGGCGGACAAAAAACUAGGUUGCCACUUGGCAACGCUCGAACGGCAAUAUGGCUUGGGGGACAAAUCGGUCAUUCUGCUGAACAUCUCUAAAAAACGAAAAGCCGAGAAGAAGGCAAAGAUAAGUAAGGGUAAAAAGACCAAGGACGAAAAAGAGCCCAAAAAGGCGAAGAAAAGUGAACCUAAAAAAGGAAAAGAAAAGAAAAAGAAACCCCCGAGUCGUGUAAACGAAAAUGAGUCUGACGAAGAUCAGCAGGAUGAUGAAAAUGAUUUUGAUGUGUCUGUUAGUGAAGCAGAAUCCAGCUCUAGUUCUGACUAUGCCUAUGGUGAUGAUGAUGAUGAUGAUGAUGGGAGUGAUAUGUCUGAAAGCAAUUCCUUAGAUCCUCCAGUAAAGAGCAUCCCAAAGCCAGCGAAACCAGCAGCGUUAAAGAAAGCUGAUCUUCCGGAGCAACAGAACAUAAAACAAAAGUCAAAGAAAAUUUCAAAUGAUUACAAACUCCCCGAGGACGAAGAUGAUGAACUUGGUACGGAGUUUAUUUCGGACAGUUUCUUUAUCACAGAAACUGGCAGUAGCUAUGUUGCUGUGGCACCGAAGUUAGCGAAAAAGGAUGAAGACGAGGAUGGCGGAGAGCAAGAAAACGAAGAAGAUGAACAGCCAUGGAAGUUCCCCUACAAGAGGAAAGUAAAAGAGGAUCAAUGGAAAGAGUAUGAAGAAGAGGAACCGAGUUCGGGCAAACGAUAUCGCCAGGAUCAUAUGCCCGCGGAGCCGGACGAAGAUUUACAUCCAUCGUGGGCAGCAAAACAAAAGCAGAAGGGUAUAAAACCGUUCGCGGGGAAAAAGGUUGUUUUCGGAGAGGAAGACAACCAUUCUACGUCGAACGGAAACGCGUCCGAGGAUCUCCACCCGUCGUGGGCUGCAAAACAGGCACAGAAAGGUAUUAAACCGUUCGCUGGCAGAAAGAUGGUCUUCGAUGACGAUGAUGCACCAAUCGCUCAACCAACAGCAUCAUCGAAUGGCGAUCUGCAUCCCUCGUGGGCGGCGAAGCAAGCACAGAAGGGAAUUAAACCAUUCGCCGGAAAGAAGGUGUUGUUUGAUGCCGAUGAUGAAAGUACCGACGUUCGAUCAUAUUCCUACGCCAAACCGGAGAGCGAUCUUCACCCGUCGUGGGCGGCGAAGCAGGCGCAGAAAGGAAUCAAACCAUUCGCGGGGAAAAAGGUGGUGUUUGGUGACAAUGACGACGGGAGUACAGUGAGACCAUCUUCUUCUAUGCCUGAAAGUGAUCUUCAUCCUUCGUGGGCCGCCAAGCAGGCUCAGAAGGGAAUCAAACCGUUUGCAGGGAAGAAGGUAGUGUUUGAUGCCGAUGAUGAAAGUACCGACGUUCGAUCUUAUUCCAACGCCAAACGAGACAGCGACCUUCACCCGUCGUGGAGCACAGUGAGACCAUCUUCUUCUAUGCCGGAAAGUGAUCUUCAUCCCUCGUGGGCCGCCAAGCAGGCACAGAAGGGAAUCAAACCGUUUGCAGGGAAGAAGGUGGUGUUUGAUGCCGAUGAUGAAAGUACCGACGUUCGAUCUUAUUCCAACGCCAAACCAAACAGCGACCUUCACCCGUCGUGGAGUACAGUGAGACCAUCUUCUUCUAUGCCGGAAAGUGAUCUUCAUCCAUCGUGGGCCGCCAAGCAGGCACAGAAGGGAAUCAAACCGUUUGCAGGGAAGAAGGUAGUGUUUGAUGCCGAUGAUGAAAGUACCGACGUUCGAUCUUAUUCCAACGCCAAACCAGAGAGCGAUCUUCAUCCGUCGUGGGCGGCGAAGCAGGCACAGAAAGGAAUCAAACCAUUCGCGGGGAAAAAGAUGGUUUUUGGUGACAAUGACGACGGGAGUACAGUGAGACCAUCUUCUUCUAUGCCUAAAAGUGAUCUUCAUCCAUCGUGGGCCGCCAAGCAGGCACAGAAGGGAAUCAAACCAUUCGCGGGAAAGAAGGUGGUGUUCGAUGCCGAUAAUGAAAGUAGCGACGUUCGAUCCAAUUCCUAUGACAAACCAGAAAACGAUCUUCAUCCAUCGUGGGCGGCGAAGCAGGCACAGAAAGGAAUCAAACCAUUCGCUGGAAAGAAGAUCAGCUUUGGUGAUGAACAUGUCGAAAGAAGCAAUUCCUACGGCGAAGCAAAACAAACGCCCGAUCUUCAUCCAUCGUGGGCAGCAAAACAGGCACAAAAAGGUAUCAAACAGUUCGCGGGGACAAAAAUAAACUUUGAUGAGGAAACCGGAGGCGACGGCACGAAUGUUUCAGCGAAACCGAAUUCGUUUGCAGACAAAAAACGUUUCUUCCAGCAGAAUACGGAUGGCGGUGCCAGUCGGUCAAAACCUACCACUUCCGAUGUGCAUCCAUCGUGGGCAGCGAAACUGGCCCAGAAAGGAAUCAAACCAUUCGCCGGGAAAAAGAUCAGUUUCGAUGAUGAAUAAAAAUCUAGCUGCAAUUUUA
Molecule: messenger RNA, 2882 nt
Organism: Anopheles coustani
Lineage: Eukaryota; Metazoa; Arthropoda; Insecta; Diptera; Culicidae
Gene: Rlb1
Product: WASH complex subunit 2
Exons: 2
Coding region: 110-2863 (917 amino acids)
Biological process (GO): maturation of SSU-rRNA
Cellular component (GO): 90S preribosome; nucleus
Source: RefSeq, a predicted model, not a curated record